Molecule: messenger RNA, 2163 nt
Organism: Cladophialophora bantiana CBS 173.52
Lineage: Eukaryota; Fungi; Ascomycota; Eurotiomycetes; Chaetothyriales; Herpotrichiellaceae
Exons: 1
Coding region: 1-2163 (720 amino acids)
Biological process (GO): regulation of DNA-templated transcription elongation; mRNA export from nucleus
Cellular component (GO): THO complex part of transcription export complex
Source: RefSeq, a predicted model, not a curated record
AUGGCGGCCACAACCGUUCCCUGCGUCGCAACCUACAAACCGUUGAUCGAGUCAUGUAUCCAAAAUCUUACCGGAGCGCGAGAGGAUGGUGACAUCGAUUCCCCCGUCCUCGAGACCGACUGCGCGGAGCUGGUCGACCAAAUCAGAACAAUUCGCGCCGAUACCGUUCCGGAAGCGCUUCAGAUACACAAUGCCGCAGUCGAAACAGUCUGUCGCGACAUUGUUGUCGACAUCGUGGCAUCAGUUGACAUCUCCGAGCCAGCAUUCGCCCAAGUCUGGGUCCUCCUUGACGUAAUCAACAUUUUAUCCGACAACGAAUUAUGCGAACCAGGUCUCGGCUUUUGGCUCGUCGAGGAGCUGCUGGACAGUCAGACUAUUGAAGGCUGCAGAAAGGUUUUUGAUUACCUUGAAUCGCGCAGGGAAAGGAUGACGGCGAAACAUUUCAAACAGAAGAACCUGGUCAUUCUCAGAUGCUGCAAUGAGUUGCUCAGGAGGCUGUCACGGGCUGAGGACACCGUAUUUUGCGGUCGCGUCUUCAUCUUCCUCUUCCAGAGCUUCCCUCUAGGUGACAAGAGCUCGGUCAACUUGCGUGGAGAGUUUCAUGUGGAGAAUAUUACUACCUUCGACCCGACCCCCGUCAAGUCAGAAGAUGCCAUCAAGCCCAUGGAACUCGACACCGGAACGCCCCAAGCGACCUCUGGAGCCGACACGCCUGCUUCAAGUGGCCAGGCUCAAGAUCAUGAGAAGGCAGCAAGAGGUACGCCAAUCCCUAAGACUGCCAAAUCAGAGCCCAAAGAACAGCCUCCCGACCUCGACGCUCUAUAUCCCAAAUUCUGGUCUCUCCAAUCUUUCUUUUCCUCCCCAACGAAGCUCUUCGAUUCCUCCAAUAUGGCUGCGUUCAAAGACGGCAUCGCUCAGACCCUCUCCUGCUUCAAAUCAGUCUCCAAUAGCUCUGCUCCGUCUACAAACCCGACCGAUGUGAAACGCAGUCUUAAGCGCAAACGCAACGAUGUUGACACGACGUCCAACUCGACUUCGACAUUCAACCCUAAAUACCUAACUAACAGAGACCUAUUCGAUCUUGAAAUCCACGACAUUGCCUUCCGCAGACACAUCCUAGUACAAGCUCUGAUCAUGAUCGACUUCCUGCUGAGCCUCUCGCCGAUUGCGAAAGCGAAAUUCGAAGGACUUACAAAUAAAUCUGUGUUGUACUCCUACAUCCUCUCAGAAGAAGAUACUAAAUGGGCACAAUCUACUCGCUCUCAGAUCGCAGCCUACUUACAACAAGGCGGAAACGGCAAUGAGGGGAAAUUUUACUACCGCAUGGUCGACACGAUCUUGUCAAGAGACAAAAACUGGGUGCGGUGGAAGGCUGAGAACUGUCCGUCAAUCUCGCGCGACGGUGUGUCGCCGCAAAUCUAUAUCGAAUCGCGUGACACACUCACGAAACUUGCCGAUUCCGCGCGAGCACCCCUAGUGAACCCACCUGGAGCAACCGAUCUCGCGUUCCUCUCGAAAAUUGAACCCCUCGAAGCUCUCAAGCAUCCUUCCAAACGUCAUCAAGUACCAAGUCUAGAGGAAUACUACAGAGGCAUCGAGAGGGAUGACCUAGACAUGGACUUCGCGAUGACGGAGGAAGAAAAGAAAGAGAUCGAGGAGAAGAAGGCGGGAAAGGUGUGGAGAGCCUUGCGGGCCAGCAAAAAUCGGUUCGUCAUGUGCGAGAAGGUGCAGUAUGGUGGCGACUUGAAGGCUCUGCUGGGGGCGGAUACACUCGAAGACCAUGGGGAGAAAGGUGGGGAGGUCGAAGCGGAGGCGGAAGACGACAAGGACAAAGACAAGGCCGAAGGCAACGAAAGCAGGACUGCGGAGCGGAAAACAGAUGGCGAUGACACUGCGCAAGCAGAAACGCAAGACGAAGGAGAGACAAAGUUCGAUACGACAGUGCCCGAGAUCUCGCAACCGACGCAACAGCCAGGACGAGAUAUGCCAGAAGAAAACACGACCUCGAAAACCGAAGACGCGGAAAUGACGGAUAUGGCUGAGCCGGCCUCGACCUCUAUUAACAAGACGGAAGAGAUCAAGAAUGGGACCAACGGCGUGGCUCAGGACGACGCUGAUCGGGCUACAGGUGCGGGUGGUGGCGAUGGUGGCGAAAUGCCGUGA